Lachancea thermotolerans CBS 6340 is the source of this 1215-nucleotide messenger RNA. RefSeq names its product End3p (gene END3). The coding region runs from base 1 to 1215 and encodes 404 amino acids. Gene Ontology annotation, biological process: actin filament organization; endocytosis; actin cortical patch assembly. The record is from RefSeq and is a predicted model, not a curated record. Gene Ontology annotation, cellular component: actin cortical patch; mating projection tip; cytoplasm. The transcript has a single exon. Gene Ontology annotation, molecular function: calcium ion binding; protein binding. NCBI's taxonomy places the organism in Eukaryota, Fungi, Ascomycota, Saccharomycetes, Saccharomycetales, Saccharomycetaceae.
AUGCCCAAAUUGGAGCAGUUUGAAAUCAAGAAGUACUGGCAAAUCUUCCUGGGGCUGAAGCCUCAGGAGAACAAAGUGACGCAUGACCAGGUGCUGCCAAUCCUGUAUAACUCGAAGCUCGACUCCUCGAUCCUCAACAAGAUCUGGUUUUUGGCAGACAUUGACGACGAUGACAAUCUAGACUUUGAGGAGUUCGUGAUCUGUAUGCGACUCAUCUUUGACAUGGUGAACAAGAACAUCGACACGGUGCCGGAUGAUCUUCCCGACUGGCUGAUCCCUGGUAGCAAGGCAAAACUGGACGCGCAGCGUCGUAAAAAAGAGUCCGCAGAGGCACAAAGCGCGGUUCCUGAGGCUUCCAAACCCGCGCCAGCAGCGCCAGCAGCACCAGCAGCACCAGCAGCACCAGAAACACCAGAAACACCAGCGGUCCAGCAGAAAGCGCCGGAGCUCGAUUGGUACAUAUCUCCUGCGAACAAGGAGCUGUACGCCUCAACCUAUGACGCUUGCGACACCUUCACUGAUGGCACCGUCUCCUACCCAGCGUUAGCUGGCGUGGUGCGGUCGGUAUUCCCAAAUGUGAGCUCUAGCGAAGUGGAUCGCAUGUGGUUGUUAGUCAACCCUCAGAAAUCGCCCUCCAUCAACAGAGACCCCGCGUUUUAUUUGAUCCAUGCGCUUAAGCAAAGAAAUGACAUGGGCUGCGAGCUGCCAAGCGAACUACCGCAUGCUAUCAAAGAAAUCUGUAACCAGCACCGCGUUUCAUAUGAUCUGAACUCGAGCCAGGCGGACGUGAAGCGCUCUUCCUCCCCAACCAAGCCGGCCGACUACCACGCAUCUGCAAGUGUUAGAGAGCGGAGCUCUAAUUUCCGGUCCGGAGGAGGUGCCGAAGGUGAGGUGGGACAGAUAAAGAAGCAGAUCGCGGAUCUCGAUGCUCAACCUUCUGGGACCCCCCAGGUUGUCAGCAAUCCAUCGGAUGUACCAUCAGACCCAAACACGGCGAGAAAGCAGUUUGAGGAGCUUUUGAGGUAUCGGGAGGAGCAGUUGCGCUACUCAGGAAACACGCAUAAUGGGUCUAUCAAUGUGAAAGGCAUAAAAGAAGAUUUGAAGACUAUUGCACAACAGGUCGGGGUUCUGGAGCAGUUCCUUGCCAACAAGAAGCAAGAGCUUCAGCAAUUACAGUCAGAAUCGCGCAACUUGAACUACUCUGGGCGUGCAUAG